Molecule: messenger RNA, 569 nt
Organism: Drosophila montana
Lineage: Eukaryota; Metazoa; Arthropoda; Insecta; Diptera; Drosophilidae
Product: oxidoreductase-like domain-containing protein 1
Exons: 3
Coding region: 168-509 (113 amino acids)
Cellular component (GO): mitochondrion
Source: RefSeq, a predicted model, not a curated record
UUGACGCACGGAUUUUUGGCAGCCCUGGUUUGUUAUUGUUAUUAUUACGUUGUUUAGUCAAAUUGUAUAAUAUUUAUCUAAAGUAAGAGCUCGUUUGGAUUUUAAAAAAACCAGCAGUUGCUUCAACUGCUGCAACAACAAAUGCAGUGAACUAAGAUCCAAUCAGAAUGCGUGCUCCUCUGUGCUUCAGCUGCCAGCGCUGCCUGCUUGGCCGGGCGACAAUCCAAUUAGCCGCAGCCUUCCAGGCCAGACAUCUGGCGAAUAAAGACGCCUCGGAUAUUGUGUUACCCCCGGAACCCACCACCUGCUGCAUGUCCGGAUGCCCCAAUUGCGUCUGGGUGGAGUACGCGCAGACUGUGGCCAAGCUGCUGGGCAACAACGACGAGCGUGCCCGUGAGAUUGUCCUGGCCAAGAUCAAAGAUCCCAAUUUGCGAAUGUUUUUGAGCAUGGAGCUGAGCAACUUAAAACAGCUUCGAGAGGCAGAGGAGGCAAAAAAGAAACCCAAAUAAUCCAAAAUGUAGCACAAAAUUGUAUUCAAAAAUACAUCAGCAAGAUUUCUAAAAAUCCGA